AUGAGUAAAAAUAAAAUUAUCAAGGAACAGUUUUUGCCACAUAAAUUUAUCAAUGACACAAAAGAACAUGAAAAACUGCGUUUAGAUAAAUUAGAUGAAUUAGAUAAAGAUCUAUUAAAAAAUGAGCAUACGAGUAAAUUAGAGAAAGAGUUUAUCUUAAAAAAUGUAAGCUUUAAAAAAAAAAUGAAUAUGUUAAAACUAAACUUCGGAGGAAAUAUGAUUAAAAAUAAACCAAUAUUAACAAAAAAUAAUGUUACUUAUUUUUGUAGUGAUAGCUCUAUUUUAUUAAUAGACUUUAAUACAAAAAAGAAAAGUAGAAUUGUAACAUCAUUCUUUAUAGAUAAAAUGUUUUAUUUCUAUGAUAAGAAAUUUAAUGAAGAAUAUUUGAUUAUAAAGAGUUUUAAUAAUUAUAUAUAUGUAUAUCAUAUUAGUAAUAAAAAGUUUCAUUUUGUUAAAAGAUUUUUUAUAAAAAACCUUUUUUAUAUAAAUAGUUUUGGGGAAAAUGGAGAAUUAUGUUUUGCAACGUGGGAGUUAUGUGAAAAAAAAAUGUAUGUAAAUUUUUUUUUAUUACGAUUUCUUUUUAAUUAUGAAACCAAUUUUUAUAACUUCAAUGAAAAAUCAAAUGAAAAUAAAAAAAAAAAUUUUAACAGCAAUCAUAUAACAUAUACAUUUUCUUCUGAUUCAGAAUGUGAUUUUGAUUUGAAAUACUUUCCUAAUGAACUAAUAUUGAAUAAUUCUGAAGAUGAAGAAGAAGAAAAGGAAAAACAAAACAGGACAAAAAAAAAAAAAAAAGGAGCAAGUGAAAAAGUAUAUAUUACAACCAAAUUAAAAAUAAAGCCAAUAUUAAAGAUUAAAUAUAUUUAUUUUUCUAUGAUUGACUUAAAUACAAAUUUAAAUAAAUUAGUUUUAGCUAAUAAUAAUAUAAUAUUAAUAUAUGAUAUUAUAAAAAAAUGUUAUAAUAUUAUUUAUUUUAAAAACUAUAUAUCAUCUAUUAAAAUAAGUGAUGAAAAUUUUUUAUGCAUUGGUUUUAUGAAUGGAUACAUUUAUAUAUUAUUAUUUGAUGAAUUAAAAUUAGGUAACGGUGUUGAUAAAAUGAGUAAUUUAAAAGGAAAUCAAUCAUAUAAAAGUAUUUAUGAGCAAAUUAAAACUUUUAAUUUUAUCAAUAAUUCGGAUUCAAUUAAUAGUACAUUUCCAUAUAUAGAAAGUUAUGAAGUAGAUUAUAUAAAUGAUAAAUUAAAUAAUUCACAGGAUGGAGUAGAAGCAGAAAAAUAUGAAGAAGAAAAAAAAGAAUUGGAAAAAAAAAAUGACAUAGUUUAUCAAAUGAAUUUGUUUAAUAUACCAUAUAUUAGUUUUCACUUUCAUAAAAAUAAAAUUGUUAAUAUACAAAAAUUUCAUAUAAUAAAAUAUAAAUGGCAUAGUCACUCAGUUUAUAAUUUAACAAUAGAAGGAAAAAAAAUUAUAUCAAGUGGAGAAGAAGCUGUUAUUUUAUUUUAUGAUUUACAAAAAGGAUCAUACGAAUUUAUUUCUCAUUUGGGUUUACCAUGCUAUUAUAUUUAUUUAAAUAAAAAAAAAAAUAUUAUUAUUUGUAAUGCAUUAAAUAAUUCUAUUUUUUUUAUUAAUUAUAAUCAUCGCCUUUUUUUUUACAAAUACAUUGGUAUAAAUAUGCCGUUAUCACUAAAGAAUUUAUUUUACAAUUAUUCUAAUGUUCAACUGAAUAUUAAAAAUAGCAUAGAUAUAUUUUUAAGCCAAAUUAAUGACAAAUAUGAUUACACUAAUGAAUUGAAAGAAAACACGAAUACCCAAGGGAAUGACAUCAAUCCAUGUAACAAUCAUAGAGGUAUGCAAGAAAAUUCUAGAAGUGAUUUUUUUAAUAACGAUUAUUCAGAAAAUACUUUAACCAAUUGUAGUAGUGAGGGUGAUGAAGGAAAUGAUGAAACAGAUAGUGAUGACGAUGAAGAAAGUGAAAAUGAAGAUGAUGAAAAUGAUGGAGAUGAAAAUGAAAAUGAAAACGAAGAUGAAAACAAAGAUGAAAAUAAUAGUGAGGAAAAAAAAAAAUGCAUAGAAAACAGAAAAAAAAGGAAAUAUUUUCUUAGUUUUAAAUCUAUACAAAAAAAAUUAGAAAAAAAAAUUUAUAAUCAUACGAAUAUAGAAAAUAAUUUGUACAAAAAAUAUCAGAUUUCUUUUUAUUGUGAUUCUAAUAAUGGAUUAAUAUUUUGUUUUUUGACAACUUUUGUUAAUUUGCAGCUAUAUAAUAUAGAAAAAGAUAAACAUGUAAAAUUCUUAUGCCCAUUAAAAAUGGUGUAUAAAAGUAGAACAGAUAUAGAAAAAGUAAAUGAUAUAGAAUUAGUUUUAUUUUCAUUUAAUCAUAAUAGAAAUUUACUAAUGACAAUUGAGAAAAGAAAUUAUAUAAUGGAAGAAUUCUCACAUGAUCAAAAAUGUACUACAUUAGUGCAGACUAUAUAUAAUAUGAAAUUUUGGUGUCUCAUUAAUAAUUUAGAAUAUUAUAAUUUUUACGAUCAUACUAUUACAUCAAAUGAUUUAAAUAAUGAGGAACAACAAAAUAAUAAGAUUAUUACUGAAAUAGAAAAAUAUAAAAUGAUUAUAAGUCAUCCCUUUUUAAGUAUAUUUCUUUUGUUAGAAUAUAGCGGAAACAUAUGUCUAUGGUGUUUAGAAAAUAGUGAAAAAAUUUUUGAAAAUUCUAUUUAUAAUGAUUAUGAUGUUGACUGUUUUGAAAUAAAUGAUACCCAUUACACUUAUGAAGUGAAAGGUUGUAAUAUUAAUAAUCUGUAUACAGAAGAGGGUGAUAAAGACAUUAUUUUAAAUAAUAAAGAAAGUGAAAAUAAUAAAACAAUUACUAUAAUUAAAAAUAUAAAUUAUAAUAAUCACAGUAUUUUAAAUGGUGAUAUAAGCAAAGAUGGAAGAGUAUUUUGUAUAUGCCAUGAUAAAUUUAUUAGUAUAUGGGAUACAAUAACAUUAAAAACAUUAGCAAUAAUAAAUCAUCCUUUAUAUACUAGAUUUGAUGAAUAUAUAUUUAAUUUAUAUAAAGGAGUUGAAAUAUUACAAACACAUGGCCAUAUUUAUUUAUGUUUAUUUUCGUUUGAUACGCUUUUCAUAUAUUCUCUGCACCAAUUCCAUUUAGUUUAUGAAAAAAAAUUUAAAGGGAUAAUAGAAUAUAUAAAAUUUGAUAAAUAUACGAAUACGUUUUUAGCAAUAGGUAUAACAAAGAGAGUUAAGAAAAAUAAAAAUUAUUUGAUCCAAAAAAAUUAUAUUUAUGAAUUUACUGAAAAUUAUUUAAAAAAAAAAAACCUAUUUUAUUUGUCAAAAGACAAACCUAUUAUAGCUUUAGAUUUUGCUCCUCUUAAUAGCAAAAAAAAUAUAUCUUUAUGUAAGUUUCAAAAAUCAACUAUACUAAUUGCAUUAAAUUCUAAAUUUCAAAUUAAUACAUUUUAUUUUAAUAAUUAUCCAAAUAUUAUUCAAUUAAAAUGA
Messenger RNA from Plasmodium relictum, 3486 nucleotides. Its product is annotated as conserved Plasmodium protein, unknown function. The coding region runs from base 1 to 3486 and encodes 1161 amino acids. The transcript has a single exon. Gene Ontology annotation, biological process: positive regulation of rRNA processing; positive regulation of transcription by RNA polymerase I. Gene Ontology annotation, molecular function: RNA binding; protein binding. Gene Ontology annotation, cellular component: nucleolus. NCBI's taxonomy places the organism in Eukaryota, Apicomplexa, Aconoidasida, Haemosporida, Plasmodiidae. The record is from RefSeq and is a predicted model, not a curated record.